AUGACUGAAGACGGUACCCACGGCGAGCGCCGUAUAGUGGCCGACGCCAUCAAAUCCUCCCCGUCUAAUAAUUCUUCAUUCAGUUCUCCGGCACGGACACCUCCGAAUGCCCUUCAUAAGAGUGGGCCGAGGACAAUGCCUCGGACCUCUUCCAUCGAUUCCGCCAUCUCCUCCAUAUCGUCCGCCUCUCAUUCCCAAAACCCCUCGUUCGACUUGAAUGCCCUGACAUCGGCGGAUAUCAAUAAUAUUAUCUCAGCAGCUGGCUCUGCAGAGGCAGUGAUCGUGCAUCUUCUCAAAGACAGGCAGCAUGCCAUAGCACGGAACGAUCAACUAUGGCGGCUGCUUGAGAAACAGCGCGCGCUCGUCUUGGGAUUGAACAAGGAUCUUGAACGUGCUAUGAAGGAUAAAGAUCGAUAUAAGAAAAAACUGAAGGAAUUGCAAGAGCAAGUCCCGCCCUUGCCGAGCAAUCACAAACAGAGUUCUGCCCAUUCUGUGUCCGUGAGAGAGGCACCCCACGGUGGUCAGAAAGCUGUUUCAACCUCAUCCGUUGACCCUACCUCCGAAAAGCAUUUGGACAGUUCAUCUCAGGGCGACUCUCGAGAUGCUCAACAUCCAAAGAACGGUUUGGCACCUUCACCACUUGCUGUUCGGCACUUAGAUGAAGAUGUGGAGAUCGGAAUCAACGGACAUGCCACUGGCUUCCAGGCCGAAAUGCGUGACGAUCAAGCAGGGAGUUCUGGUCAGUUCCAAUCGAGGGUGCAGCCUGUCCUGGAUCUUCCAGAGCUACCGCCGCCGAAUCGCAAACCUCCACCUGCUCCCUUAAACCUCAACCAAAAUCAACGCCGCAGCUCGCCCUUGGAUCCACAUGCAUUUCAAGACUCCGAUUCUGAAUACGAAGAUAUUGACCGAGGUCGGCGAAGAACCAGGGAAGAUGAUGACAAGGAGCGCGAAGCUGCUGUGAUUCGCGAACAAGAAGCCCGUAGCAGAUCCAAAAAGAUGAAGACUCCCGAAGGGUCUUUGACUGGGACUCCUCCUUCAUCAUUCCCCGCAGCACCGACCGGUGUGUCCUCUAGUCCUAGGCAAUUUGUUUCCCAGUCUCCUUCCCAAAUGGCUGGUGGACAAUUUGCUGCAACGGAAUCUUUGGCUGCCAUUGUCCACUCCAAAAACCCGGAGCUUCUACAAUUGGCCGAUCGAAAGGCCAUGGCGCCUCUAACUCCUGGCCUACCCAUGAGCCCUCGGCCUGGGGACCGUCCCUUGGGAUCUCCACUCCCAAGACAGCCGAGGGAGGGAACGGGCAUGUAUAUUUCACCCCCCACAUCACCGAGAGGCACUGUGAUGGGUCUGCCUCAAUCUCCUCGGGCGACAAAGCAGCCAUGCCCGCCACAAACACAGAAUGAAAACCCUGGAUCUCAACUGCCAUCCAUUGAUGCGUCGAUGAAAAUUGAUAGCCCACAUUCGCCUCACGGUCUUACCAAAACUAUAUACCAAGGCCUCAUCUCGGAGAAUUACCCUGGGCUUCUUCUGCCGCCAAAUGCAUUACCAUCCAUUGAAGUCAAGGUAGCAUCCUCUCGGCUUCGACCGUCUAGAAAUAGCUAUAUGGGUGGCAGGCCUACUGAGGAAGACCCUGUUUUUAUCCUAAGCAUCUUCUCGCGCUUCGAUGGAGCAGAAUUAUGGCGUGUGGAAAAAGCUAUUUUAGCGCUUCCCCAACUUGACCAGCAAGUUCGUCAGUUGACUGACUUUGCUGGUAAACUUCCAGAUCGAGCAAUGUUUAGUGGUCACUCUCCUGUCAAGAUUGAUGCAAGAAGGGAUGCCCUGAAUCUGUAUUUUGAAACUCUUCUCGAUACUCCCAUGACGGAACCUGCCGCUUUAGUCAUCUGUCGCUUCAUAAGCUCUGAUGCAAUUGAGCCCCGUGAUGACGAGACUAAUUUGAUGAAACCCAAUGGCAAGUCAACGCCAGAACUCGUCCGCGGCCCAGAUGGCAAGCCGAGAAAAGAGGGCUAUCUUACGAAAAGGGGCAAAAAUUUCGGCGGUUGGAAGUCGAGAUUUUUUGUACUGCACGGUCCUGAAUUGAAAUAUUUUGAAUCCCCUGGAGGAGCGCACCUGGGCACAAUCAAAAUACCACAUGCGCAAAUAGGCAAACAAUCACAAAGCGGUCAUAAUCAAUCUCCGUCUCGAGCCGAGGACGACUCGGAAAACCAAUAUCGCCACGCUUUUCUCAUCUUGGAGCCGAAGAAAAAGGACUCCUCGGCUCUCGUGCGACAUGUUUUAUGUGCUGAAAGCGAUGGAGAAAGAGACGCUUGGGUUGAUGCGUUACUGCAUUACGUGGAAAUUCCAUCGUCUGACGAUGAGAAAGUCGUCUCUAAGUCGCACAACAACGCGAAACAACCGGUUGCGCCAAACCCGAAGUCUCGUCUCUUUGCUAAUAACAAUAGAAAAGGGAGCAAGGGGACUGAUAGCCCUGAUGCUGAUGUACAACAUGAAUCAGUGCAAAGCUUCAGUUACGAUGAUGCUGUCCCUGCUGCUCCUCCUGUUUUUGGGUCCACAGUGGACAAGGAAGCAAGCAGAGCAUCUCCGACAACAAGCGAAAAUGCUAAUGCAGAUGCUGUUUUCCCCGGGGUCAACAACUCCAAAGUAAUUUCGGGUCCAACGAAUGGCGCCGUAAUUCAAGAUGUCGGUGCAUGGGGUAACAAAGUUCCCACUUCGUCCAAGGAAAAGAAACGCAGCAUCUGGGGUUUCCGUGCACGUUCAUCGUCAGACCUGGCGGCCGGGGAUUCUGACCCCCAUGCCCACAAUUCAUCAACCGAGAGAAGAGUGUCCAUUCGACCUGUAUUUGGAAUGCCUCUGGUGGAAGCAGUGCAGUUCUGUGGCCCUAGGAACAUCGACGCUGACCUCCCCGCUGUCGUAUACCGCUGCAUCGAGUACUUGGAAGCUAAGGGGGCAGCCUCGGAGGAAGGUAUCUUCCGGCUGAGUGGCUCCAAUGUUGUUGUCAGAGCUCUAAAAGAGAGAUUCAAUACUGAAGGGGACGUGGACUUUUUGGCAGGCGACCAUUACUACGACGUCCAUGCAGUGGCAUCUCUUUUCAAACAAUACUUGCGAGAGCUACCUACUACUGUCUUGACUCUUGAACUUGUGUCUGAAUUCCGACGGGUUCCUGAAUUGGAUGACAAGAAUCGAAAGAUUGCUGCUUUGAACACAUUGGUGCAUAUACUUCCCAGGGCGAACCUGUCACUUCUGAGCGCCCUGUCCCAGUUCCUUAUUACAAUCAUCAAUAACUCUGAUGUGAACAAGAUGACAGUGCGCAAUGUUGGCAUUGUCUUUGCGCCAACGUUAAACAUUCCGGCUCCGGUACUCUCUCUAUUUCUCACGGAGUAUGAUAGCAUCUUCAAGGAAGCACCGCAUCACAUGAAUUCUGCAGAAGUUCCAGUAGCACCUUCGCUUACGCCCGAGGACGUUCGUUCUCCACGUCGUCAAAUGUUCUCGGAGCUUCCUACGCCAUCUUAUGGCCAGACAUCCUUCUAUGUGUCAGACGACGUGGACAUUCAAUCCCAGGAUGCUAUGAAGUCAAAUUAUGAUACUGGAUUUAUUCCCAUUAUUCCAACGUACGACGGAGUGCAACGAGGCCUGGACCCCCGUACUCGUCAAGUUACCAAUCCCCAGCGCACGCCUCGCAUGCUGGACCCUAAUGACAGUAUGAGGUCCACCAAAGCAAAACGAAGGGAGAGCUCUAUGCUUUUCAUGGAGAUGGGCAAUCGCAUGGAAAUAAACGAUCGCAAGCAUUCCCUUCCGCAGUUGCGAGACGACCAAUCGCUUGUUGGUCAUGAACCUGGCUUUGAAUGA
Talaromyces atroroseus is the source of this 3837-nucleotide messenger RNA. RefSeq lists its product as hypothetical. NCBI's taxonomy places the organism in Eukaryota, Fungi, Ascomycota, Eurotiomycetes, Eurotiales, Trichocomaceae. The transcript has 3 exons. The coding region runs from base 1 to 3837 and encodes 1278 amino acids. Gene Ontology annotation, cellular component: cytoplasm. The record is from RefSeq and is a predicted model, not a curated record. Gene Ontology annotation, biological process: regulation of GTPase activity; signal transduction.